GCCCUUGAACACUAUAUUUUUAUUGUUGUUGUUGUUGUCGACAGAAUACCGAUGCCUUUAAUGGAUGUAAUUCAUACUGAGCAUCCUCCCAAAGAUGAAACUGAUUCUGAAUUUUCAAUUGGCACUUGAAAGCAGCAUUGCCGUUAUGGGCAGACUCUUUCUUUUUCCUGAGCGAUAUCGAGCAUCAGAAUUGUCCUCCACACAAACACUGCAAUAGCAAUAAAACGAUCAGAAUAGAUUAAAAUUUUACCAAAUCCUAAUAUAAUUCGAUCUGUGUGAUCUAAAUCGCUAAUUUCCGUUGUCAUUAUUGUUGAAAGCCAGCAUGAACCUGAGCUCAGAGAGCGAUUUCAUCUUUACAAAGAAUCGGAACCAGUGAGAGCUUAGUUUAAUCAAGUCAUUAGCGAUUAGACAAUUAGAUCGAUCGAUCGAUCCAUUCAUUGGACAUCUGUCUUUCAAACAACGAAUCAAAUCGAUCGAUAAAGUUAUUGAUUGCUCAAAUUGUUAUUAGUGUGUUAUUGGGUGCCCAAAAGAGAUCAUCACCAUGCCCUCCAGUUUCCCUAAGCACCAUUGUUUGCACCGUUUCAUUACGUUUUUGUCUGCCUUUCUUGUUGCAGGAUCGUUUAUGUUGCUGUUAAACAAACAGAAAGAAUGCAACUUUGUGCCCAUUGCCGACGAGCUCUGGUCAUCGAUGGUAUCAAAUCAAAGUCUGCAGGUAGACUACAUAGAAGAGCACUAUGACGAUGUCCAGAUCUAUCACAUUUCAUUAGUAUCGAUUGACGUCAUCAUAUUUUUGGUCGCAUUCAUCAACAUUGCCCCAUCACAAGAAGAUCUUCGUUUUGGCUUCCAUUUGUUGCUCAUCAUAACAUUAAGUGGCCUGACCAUAUUGGCCUGCUACAGCUCGUACGUUGUUUUCUACAAGCCUUGCCAUCUGGAACCACCGCCUGGUAUCGUACGUACUGAAGACAAACAAGUAUAUCUACAAAGCAGCAAGACAAACGCCGGAAAAAAUGCACCAAUAAACGCUUACGUUGAGAAUGAUUUGCAUAUCUUGGCCGUGGCCGGUAUCGAUGCCCUUGCCUGUUUAAUGUUUUUAAUCUCUACUAUGGUUCUUUGUGGCGAUGCUCGUGAGGAAGCAAUCCAGGAUGAAUAUGUGGCUAGGGUAAGGGCCAGCAUAUACUAAAUACUAUUCAGAAUUAUUCAUACUAAACACAUUCACUCUGGUUAUCAUCGUGGAUGACACAUUCACCAAAAAAAAAAACACAACCACUGAAUCUAUCACUCUCUCAUACACGCUUGAAGUUUAGGUCGUUGUAAAACACAUACACUUCUCAGAUACAUCCAUGCCCACACGGUGAUUACAAUGGUUGGCAAUUUUUUUCUUGUUAUAGUUGGCUGUUUGUGUCCAAACGCUGAUAUUAAAUUCAUUCCAAGUGUGCA
Molecule: messenger RNA, 1437 nt
Organism: Dermatophagoides farinae (American house dust mite)
Lineage: Eukaryota; Metazoa; Arthropoda; Arachnida; Sarcoptiformes; Pyroglyphidae
Source: RefSeq, a predicted model, not a curated record